CGACAAAAUGCUCGGACAGUUAAGAACAAAAAUAGAAGGUCGUUAACACCCAUAAAACGCUCAGAAUCCCAGCUUUUGGGUUACUGACACGUGUCUUUGAUCCAUUUUCUAUUGAGGUUCUGAAAUCCCAAGCCCUAUAUCUCUUUCUCUUUUCCCAUUUUCCUCUUCUUUGCAGCAAAAGAAAGGAUACUAAUUUAAGUUGGAAGGAUUUUUAAGGAAAAAUGGCAGAUGGAAUUUCUGAUGCCUCUGGUGAAACGUUUCCAGCUGCUGACAUUAAUGGGGAGCUGAAUCCCGGUGAAAACAAAGACUUUAAGGUUGAUUCCGUGUCAUUUGAGAUUGCUACUUCUCGAGAAAUCAAGGAACGUGUUGAGGCACAAGAGAAAAAGGAGAAGAAGGAUUCAAUGCAGACGCUGAAAACAGCAAUUUUAGUUUCAGCAGUGGUGGUGGCGGUGGCAGGAGCAGCCUUUGCCAUAACCAAGAAAUUGAAAGAGAAAUGAACAUAUAAUAUAUAUGGCUGGCUGCAGCUAAAGAGUGUGUUAAAUUUAGCAAUUCAAUCCUUUUUGGUCUCACUUUUAUUUUUAAUUUUUGUAACAAUGAUGCCCAUUGGGGCUUUCCUUCCUCCAAAUUAUCUUUAUGGAAGCAGUACUAAACCAUGGAUUUAGG
This is a messenger RNA of Theobroma umbraticum, 663 nucleotides long. RefSeq lists its product as uncharacterized. The record is from RefSeq and is a predicted model, not a curated record. Lineage: Eukaryota; Viridiplantae; Streptophyta; Magnoliopsida; Malvales; Malvaceae.